This is a messenger RNA of Helicoverpa zea (corn earworm), 1573 nucleotides long. Its product is annotated as putative serine protease K12H4.7. Gene Ontology annotation, molecular function: serine-type exopeptidase activity; dipeptidyl-peptidase activity. Gene Ontology annotation, biological process: proteolysis. The record is from RefSeq and is a predicted model, not a curated record. Lineage: Eukaryota; Metazoa; Arthropoda; Insecta; Lepidoptera; Noctuidae. The transcript has a single exon. Bases 7 to 1416 code for a protein of 469 amino acids.
AGAGCUAUGAUAAUGUACUUUUCAAGAGUGAAAAUACUAAUACUGCUCUAUGUAGUUAACCAAGUCUAUGGCUUCAUACACUUGAGACAUGAGAAUUUACCAUGUGUGUGUACGCCUACAUUCUGGAUAGAGCAACCCCUCGACCACUUCAACGAAACUGAUCAGCGUACCUUCAAGAUGAAGUAUUAUAAAAUACUUGACUUCUGGAAGCCAGGAGGACCAAUCGUCUUCUACAUGAAUGGAGAAGAUGCCCUAGACUGCUCAAGGGCAGCAAUGAUCAACUCAUCAAAUCAGCGACCGGAAUGGCGACCAGUUAUUGACCAAAUAGUUGAAGAUACAGGUGCAGCAUUGUUCAAGCUAGAACAUAGAUAUUAUGGAGAUAGUACACCUAAUAAUGAUCUAAGCACAGAAAAUCUUGCUUACCUUAGUUCUAGACAAGCACUUGCAGAUGCCGCUCAUCUGCUUGUUACGAUCAAAGAAUCUCCGGAUUUUAAGGAUUCCAAAGUGAUCGUCAUCGGUGGAUCAUAUGCUGGAAAUUUAGCGGCUUGGAUGAAACUGCUGUACCCAACGCUAGUUGACGCAGCGCUAGCCAGCAGCGCUCCUGUACUCGCCAAAGCAAAUUUUAAUGAAUAUUACGAACAAGUCACGGAUACUUUCAAAAAAUACAGACCACAUGAUUGUAUCAAUAGGACUAUUGAAAAAUUUAAUACCUUCCGUGAAUUACUAAAAACUCCAGAGGGAAUCAACAACCUUAAAAAGCAACAAAAUAUUUGUGAAAACACAGAUAUGACAGUUCUAGAAAAUCAGCAAUUGUUCUUUGAGGUGGCGUUGGAGAUUUACGCCACUGAAGCUCAGUAUGGAAAACCAGAUGAACCAAGUGCAGCCUGUGAGAUGAAUCUCAGUUUCGCCGACAUUAAACACAAUCGUUUCAACCUGGGGAAAAGUAAAGAUUGCUCUGAUUUUGAUUAUAACGAACAUAUAAAAACAAUGCAUCCUACGUAUCGUUCCUGGUACUACCAAUCAUGUACAGAAUUUGGGUAUUUCCAGACCGUGGAAUCGAACAAAACAAUGUUUGGUAAUAUUCUGCCAGUUGACUAUUAUUAUAAAAAUUGCAAGGAUUUGUUUGGAGUAGAAUUCGACGAGGAGAGAGUAAAGCAAGGGGUCAUUAAAACGAACAAGAUUUAUGGAGGUCUGACUCCUAAUGUGACGAAUGUGGUGUUUACCAAUGGCGACAUGGACCCAUGGCAUAGGAUCAGCGUCCUGCACGAUCUUUCGCCAGAUGCUCCAAGUAUAUACAUCGAAGGCGCUUCACACUGCGCUGACCAGAGCUACCCAUACAACACAGAAAACAAAAAUAUAACGGCAGCUAGGAUUCAAAUUGUAAAAUUACUGAAGAAAUGGAUAGGAGUAGCAUAAUAAGAAUUAGUUAACGCCUUAAAUCUUUACUUCCAAAAAAGUUAAAUACUUUUACAUGUUUCGAGUCCGAUUGUGCUUAUAAUAUUUCCGAUGGAGAAGAUAAUUUAAAUUAUAAUCUCGCUGCAAUAAAAUAUGUUGGAUUUGUUCCAUGGAAAAA